Molecule: messenger RNA, 1974 nt
Organism: Dracunculus medinensis (Guinea worm)
Lineage: Eukaryota; Metazoa; Nematoda; Chromadorea; Rhabditida; Dracunculidae
Source: the annotation of a GenBank genome assembly
AUGUCAGCUGAUGAAGCUGGUACGUCACGAAAGCGAUCUUCUUCUCAACUAAUCAUUCACGGUGAUCAAAUAUCAGGCGAAGCGAGUCGACAAAAUGAUGAGUAUGAAGAAUCGCGAAAUGAUGAACCGCAAGUGAAGCGUUUUCUUCCACUAUCAUUAUCGUCGGGUCUUCGUAAUCUCAUUGAACCCGAAAGCGAACGUGCAACUCCGCUUGAUUCCUCUUUUAUUGCGAAUGACACAAGUAAUUCACUGCAAACGGAUUCGAAAACGUUAACUUGUCGAGUAUGUAUAAGCGCUCAUUUGGAAAAUCAUUCAUUAUGUCCGAUAUGUCGAAAAAACUUGUUAAAAUCGUCGAAACUUCUAAUUUCUCCAAAUAUAACUGUAGCAGAAGCGACAGAAACAUUGAGAGCGCAAAUAGAAAUAAGUCGAAAAUAUGGAAAAAAUCGACCAACUAGACUAUAUGAUGAUAAUGGAAAUCUAAACGAGCUUUUAAAUCAAUUGAACAAUUUGGAUAGUGAAUCGCUUGAUCAUGUAAUAAGUUUUCUAAAUAAACGUCGUCUCGAAAUAGGUUAUUUAAAUAAAAAGAAAAAAGCUCGAUUAUUGCGGCAAUUUAUGGAUCAGAUGAUUGCUCGUCGUGAAAAUAUCAUAAAACAAGCCGAACUUGAAUUGAAAUUGAUCAAGAGUGAUAAAAUCAAAAUGGAAAUGAAUACUAAUUUCUUGGACUGCAAUUUAUGUGAUAAAUAUGCUUGCCACAGUAGUGCAAUGGCAUCAUAUUCUGCGUUUACGAAGAUAAAAGGUGAUAAUUUAUCUGUAACAGAUGGUGAUGGAUUAUUGUCACGCGAAGAUUUGCAUAGAUUUCAUUCUCGUUUGAGUAACAAUUUCAGCAAUAUCGAGCAGUUAUAUUUCAACAAGCGAAAUAAUGAUUGGAGUAAUUCUGAUGGAAUGUGUGAAGCCGAUCUAAAUGAUUUUUCUGAUAUGUUGUAUGGUGUAAUCGAAUAUGAAAAGUUUAAUCGUUUGGCCGUUCUAGAUUAUAAUUCGUGUCUGGUUGGAAAUCCAUUAUCAAUCGUUUCUAGCAUAGAAUUCGAUAAAGAUGAAGAAUAUUUCGUCGUUGCUGGAGUUACAAACAAAAUUAACAUAUAUGAUUACAAUAGCAUUGUCGAAGUUUCGCAUGAAUCAAUUCGUCAUCCGAUCAUGCAACUCACGUGUCCUUCAAAAAUAAGUAAUGUGGCAUGGAACCCUUUCAUUAAAUCGAUGUUGGUUAAUAGUGAUUAUGAAGGAAAUAUUCAUAUUUGGGAUACAAAGCAGUGUAAAGAUGUUAAAUUUUAUAAGGAACACCAAAGGCGUUGCUGGUCAGUCGAAUUCAACCAAAUAGAUCCUCAUAUUAUGGCUUCUGGAUCGGACGAUGCUAAGGUGAAAUUGUGGUCCCUAAAUUGCUCACGUUCGAUUGCAACUAUCGAAGCUAAAGUGAAUGUUUGCAGCGUGCAUUUUAGCCCCAUGUCAAGGCACAAUUUAGCAUUUGGUUCUGCUGAUCAUUGUGUCCAUCUCUAUGACACUCGCAAUAUAUCAAAGGCUGUUAACAUCUUACGCGGACAUCGUAAAGCAGUUUCUUAUGUGAAAUAUUGCAAUGAGAAUGAAUUAGUCUCAGCAUCAACUGAUAGUAAUUUACGCCUUUGGGAUGUAAGCAGUGGAAAAUGUAUUCGUAUCAUGAAAGGUCAUCAGAAUGAAAGGAAUUUUGCUGGUUUAGCUACAAAUGGUCGACAUAUUGCUUGCGGGUCGGAGGAUAAUCAACUAUUUUUAUAUUACAAAGGAUUGACUGAUCCAAUUUUGCGGUAUGAUUUUAGUUUUGCAGAAUGUGUACCAUUAUCUGUUGAUUCAGCAAAUGAUUUUGUUUCGGCUGUAUGUUGGAAAAAGAAAUCCAAUGUGAUUGUGGCUGCAAAUAGUCGAGGAAUAAUUCAAAUUUUAGAAGUGGAUUAA